Messenger RNA from Xylaria bambusicola, 1827 nucleotides. Its product is annotated as F-box domain-containing protein. Bases 319 to 1821 code for a protein of 500 amino acids. The record is from RefSeq and is a predicted model, not a curated record. NCBI's taxonomy places the organism in Eukaryota, Fungi, Ascomycota, Sordariomycetes, Xylariales, Xylariaceae. The transcript has 3 exons.
CAGUAGUAUUCGCCUCGCCUUCGACCCAGACCCUGGCUCCCGUCCCCAUUGUCUCAACUUUGAACCUCACCAGCUAUUAACGGUCAGGGCCCAGAAGGCGUCAUGUCCUGGUUCGAUCUCCCGCCAUGGGACGGGCGCAGUGGUUUCCCCGUUUGUCGAAACGGCGCGGUCACCGACCCCAUCCUAGUGAUAAAUAGUCGCUAGUAGCUUUUGCCCAAAUAUUAUUCUGCAGCAUGUGUGAUACGAGCAACCGCUUCCCAUCCUCCCAUCACUUGUUCUCUCCGUGAGCCGUAAGGACUCAGAUAAUGGUAAUAGCCGAUGGCGACACCUGCAGCCAGCCACCAGUCUCAUCAGAGAUGGUCUCUCGACAACCUCAGCACGGAGCUUCUCAUUCUAAUCUUCAAACAGUUAGGAGAUGCUGACUUGAGGUCGCUGAGCGCUGUACGACUGGUUUCAACACGAUUCAAGACCGUUGCUACACCUAUGAAAUACCACACACUCCAUCUAACACGGUAUAUCGUAGCUCCUCAAGCAGAAAUUCAAUGUCCCGAAGGCGUCUCCAAUGUCUGUGCCCAUACAAGACACGUAAAAGUUAAGAGUGAUCUCAAUGCCGAGCAUGUCAAAAGCUUUUUGGAUAAAAUGAAGAGAUUAUCAUCUGUAAGCUGGCGCUAUGUGCGAGAUGAUCUACACAAAGGGGAUUUCUGGGUACCCACAGACAUUCUCCCUCCGCAUUACACCCAAUCUAGCAAUUUCAAGUUGUGUAUUGAGGAUUUACCGUUACGAGAUUUUCGAGCCGAAAAGGGCAAUCCAUAUUUGAAGGCAAUCCCGACCGGCGUCCUCGUGUCUCUCAAGACGGCCACGCCGACCCCUCCGCUUACUGCUCGUGUUGAGAGCUUGAAAGGUCUGCUUGUUAACUCGCCACGGCUAGAGACGUUUUGGUACGACGAUAGGGGCCAGGGGACUCGGUUUGAACUGCGUGGAAACGAACGCCUGCCGCCAUUACGGGACCUCUCUCUGCGUUCCUACGAUUGGAACCACGGCCCUAAUACCGUCCGGCGGCAUUGGGACUUCUCCGAGAUCCGACAUCUUGAGUUAGUCGACGUGCCUUUGGGGCCGUUCCUCAACUCGGUGUUGUUCACAGACUUUCGGCAUUUGAAAACACUGCGUCUAGAUGAUUCUAGUAUGCAUCUGCCUAAUAGACCACGAGAUACGACCCGAGGCCAAUACGCCUUGAUUAAACAGAUCAAAGCGCUCGAUGAUUUACAGACAAUAUGCGACAUAGAGUCAUUCCCUAUUGAUGGGAUAUUACAACAUGCGAAAAACCUGCAGAGUCUCCGAUUUCGCGACUAUACGGGGUUUUCUGACGAAGACCGUCAUUGUCCAACACUUGACCUCAACAAUCUAAUAACCAUGUCACAGACAUUGAAUAAUCUCCAUACCCUUGAGAUCGAUAUGGACUCGAAGCGCUGCGAGCUGCAGCAGGACUUUUUGUUGGCGCUGUGUAAUUUUCGCCGACUCGGCACCCUCACGCUCCAUACACAAACAGUCGUGAAUCCCUUCAAGCAUGCUAAGACGAGCAACGACUUGGACCACGAAAAGGCGAUGCAGAUAUUCUCUUUCCUUCACAGCAAAAAGUCCACACCGUGGCGCUCCAUCACCAUCAUUAUUGGAGACUGGAAGCCGAUUAUGGUGCGUCGCUUAUCUGCUCGUUGGCGCGAGCUAGGUAGCCGCGGCGUCCACGCCGAGAGGUGCUUCGUAAUGGAAAAGAAGCAAGAUGACAGCCUUGCUGUUUACGAGAAAUCGCCGAUACGGGUGUCUUGAGUCGUC